Molecule: messenger RNA, 402 nt
Organism: Trichomonas vaginalis G3
Lineage: Eukaryota; Parabasalia; Trichomonadida; Trichomonadidae
Product: thioesterase, BLR0278 family
Exons: 1
Coding region: 1-402 (133 amino acids)
Source: RefSeq, a predicted model, not a curated record
AUGGAUGACACAAUAGGGCGUGCCAUCCUCAAAGUUACUGAGAAAAAUAUAAAUUCUGCUCUCAAAAGCGGAGCCACAAAAAUACUCUCAUGCUCAAUCUUGCUCGGAUUAAUGGAAGAAGCGUCAGUAAAUGCAUUAUCAUCAACGUGUUUCAUAUCAGAUCAAAAUGCCAUUAGCCACUAUACAUCGAUUGAUUACUUACGGCCUUCUAAACUUGGAUCUACUGUUACUGCAACAGCUAAAAUAAAAAAUCUUGAUCUUCGAGGUGUUCAUCUCGAAAUUGAAGCUCGCGAUGAAGAAGGUCUUAUAGGAGUUGGCAAACAUACUCGUGUUUUUAUUGAUCAAGAAGAAUUUGAGAGAAAAUGUUACGAAAAAUAUCGAAAUUCACUUUUCAAGCAAUGA